This is a messenger RNA of Chenopodium quinoa (quinoa), 1616 nucleotides long. Its product is annotated as eukaryotic translation initiation factor 3 subunit H. Lineage: Eukaryota; Viridiplantae; Streptophyta; Magnoliopsida; Caryophyllales; Amaranthaceae. Gene Ontology annotation, molecular function: metallopeptidase activity; protein binding; translation initiation factor activity. The record is from RefSeq and is a predicted model, not a curated record. The transcript is spliced from 12 exons. The coding region runs from base 171 to 1196 and encodes 341 amino acids. Gene Ontology annotation, cellular component: eukaryotic translation initiation factor 3 complex; cytoplasm; eukaryotic 43S preinitiation complex.
AGAAAAUCAAAAUUAGAAAUUCUGAGCGUAAGAAAAAUUUGGGUAUCUAGGGUUUAUCUUUCUCUCUCCUGUUCCUCUUUAUCACUCCAGCAGGAAGAGAUACAAACUCUUUCACUUUCAUCAAAUUCCUUUCUUUCUCUCUCUUCCUGUUCGGAGUUUUCACAUUAAUCAUGGCGAAUCAAGCUCCAGCACCAAUUCGAUCGUUUCUUCAAGCUGCUGCGAAACCGGAAGAAGCUCCUCUUCCUCUUCGCGUUGUUCAGAUUGAGGGCCUGGCAAUACUGAAGAUAAUUAAACAUUGCAAGGACUUUUCCCCAGCUUUAGUCACGGGGCAACUUCUUGGUUUAGAUGUUGGCAGUGUACUUGAAGUUACUAACUGCUUUCCCUUCCCGAUUAGAGAAGAGGAUGAAGAGCUGGAGGCUGAGGGUGCAAAUUAUCAACUUGAAAUGAUGAGGUGUUUGAGAGAGGUUAAUGUCGACAAUAACACUGUUGGAUGGUACCAGUCAACCUUGUUGGGGUCUUACCAGACUGUGGAACUGAUUGAGACUUUCAUGAAUUACCAGGAAAAUAUAAGACGUUGCGUUUGCAUUAUAUAUGAUCCAUCAAAGUCAAAUCAAGGUGUCCUGGCUCUGAAGGCGUUGAAGCUUUCAGAUUCUUUUAUGGAGCUAUACCGCAGCAAUAAUUUUACUGGAGAGAAGUUGAGGGAGAAGAACUUGACAUGGGUGGAUAUAUUUGAAGAAAUUCCUAUUAAAGUCUCAAACUCGCCUCUUAUAAGUGCUGUCAUGACAGAGCUGGAAAAUGAUUCACCAGUCACCCAGUGUGAUUAUGAUCGCCUGCAAUUAGCUACCACUCCAUACAUGGAGAGAAACUUGGAAUUUUUGGUUGAGUGCAUGGAUGAUUUGUCUAUGGAACAGCAGAAGUUCCAAUUCUAUUAUCGGAACCUCUCCCGGCAACAAGCUCAGCAGCAAGCAUGGCUUCAGAAAAGAAGGGCGGAGAACAUGGCCCGUAAAGCUUCUGGAGAAGAGCCUUUACCUGAGGAAGAUCCUUCAAAUCCAAUCUUUAAGCCAAUUCCUGAGCCAUCACGACUGGAUAGUUUCCUCAUAACAAAUCAAAUUGGCAAUUACUGCAACCAAAUCAAUGGGGUUGCUGGACAGAACUUCAGUAGAUUGUAUUUGACCAAGGCAUUGCAUGAGAAUUAAAGUGCGGAUGUGGUGAGCCUCUCCCACAGAUCUCACAAAUACAUUAUUGCUGCCUGAAAAUGCUGUCCUUAAUGAAAUACUAUCAUCUGGGAGUUGGUGUCAAUUUUCGAGGAAUGGUGAUUUGUAGACUAGUUCAUUUUUGUCUGACCACAUUCUUGGUGUUUUUUACAAUUUAGUUAUGUUUGUAUUAUACACUUAAGGUUGUAGGAUCAUUGCUUAGAUCUGAAUGUAACAAGGGGAUGAUUAGCUGCAAUAGUGCUGCUUUGCCCUUUUCAUGGGGUUUCUUUAUUUCAAUGUGUACUUUUUAUAAGGAAGCUCGCAAAGGCUUAGUUUGUAUACCAUCGUUGAGUUAAUUAAUGCCGAAGAAAAUGUGAAUUCCUACAGUCUUGGAUACUUGUGGAAUGAGUUAUGAUUUGAAAA